Messenger RNA from Hypanus sabinus (Atlantic stingray), 7708 nucleotides. RefSeq names its product rap guanine nucleotide exchange factor 6-like. Lineage: Eukaryota; Metazoa; Chordata; Chondrichthyes; Myliobatiformes; Dasyatidae. Gene Ontology annotation, molecular function: protein binding; guanyl-nucleotide exchange factor activity. Bases 390 to 5459 code for a protein of 1689 amino acids. The record is from RefSeq and is a predicted model, not a curated record. Gene Ontology annotation, biological process: positive regulation of ERK1 and ERK2 cascade; small GTPase-mediated signal transduction. The transcript is spliced from 30 exons.
GCGCCCCGACUUUGCGCUGGAGUUUGACAGAGCGGCGGACGGAGGAGCCGAAACCGGCGGGCAGAACUUUCCCCCGAACGUCACGGACAGAGGUUUUUCCUCUUUUAUCGCCGCAUGGGAAUCGGUCUGAAAAUCGCAAAGUGAAUUCUGGCUCUGAGUCGGUCGCCGUUUUUUUAAAAAAAAUGUGUGGCAACGGGGUCCGGAGUCUGGAUUGUGCCCUGGGCUUUUACUCUGCUUGUGAACUUUGACGGAGGCGUCGGUCGGGAGGAUAUUGAAAGCAAACUUCAUUGAGUCUGAUCUCCCCUUUUUACCCCCUUGUUCUUUCGGGUCUCGCCGCUCCCGGAGACUUUGGUUUCAGGUGGUAAGGGAGCCCGCGGCUCACAGGGAUAAUGACUUCCUACGUGGACCUACUUUUCAAGCAGGUUUUAAUGAAAAAACCGUCAGAAAGAAGCCAGCAGGAUUUAGAAAUCAUUUACUCACACCUCCAUGGCAUGGAUGUACUUUCUAAUUUGAGGGAACACCAACUCAGAUUGAUGUGCACGACAGUACGUUAUGAAAAGCAUGAUGCCAAUGAAGUCUUGUUCUAUCCUGAUAGUAUUGCAACCUGCUGGUAUAUCCUCCUUUCGGGAUGUGUAUUUAUCAAAGAAUCAAUGUUUCUUCCACGUUGCAGUUUUGGCAAGCAAUCUGCUGGAAGUCUGAGACGAGGUUGUGAAUGUAUCGUUUUAGAAACUUCAGAAAUGAUUGUGGUUGAAAAUGUGAGUGAAAAUGAAGAGAAGAAUCUACAGAGAGAAGUUACAAACCGGCAGUCUCGUCGCCGCUUCAGAAAGAUUAACCUGAAAGGGGAGCGACAAACAAUUACAGAUAAUGUGGAUUCAUACCAUUCUGAUGGACCCCAACAGACCAGCACUUGUAACAUGCUUCCUGCAGAUCUUUCCAAGAUGCACCUCACAGAUAAUCCACAUCCACAAGUGACACUUGUCCCUUCCAGCCAGUCUGGGUGCAGUAUUGCCAGUGACUCUGGGAGCAGCAGCCUAUCAGAUAUCUAUCAGGCCACAGAGAGUGAAAUGGGGGAUGUGGAUCUUACUGGUCUUCCGGAAACAGCUGUAGAUUCUGAAGAAGAGGAAGAAGAUGAAGAGGACAUUGACCGUGCCUCCGAUCCAUUGAUGAGCAGGGAUGUUGUUAGGGAAUGUCUGGAGAAAGAUCCUGCGGACCGAACUGACGAUGACAUUGAACAAUUGCUGGAAUUUAUGCACCAGUUACCUGCUUUUGCCAACAUGACCAUGUUUGUCAGAAGGGAACUAUGCUCAGUAAUGAUAUUUGAAGUAGUGGAACAUGCAGGAGCCAUAAUAAUAGAUGAUGGGAAAGAGCUGGAGGCAUGGUAUGUUAUUCUAAAUGGCUCAGUGGAAAUCAUUGACUCCCAUGCAAAAACUGAAACACUUUGCAUGGGAAAUAGUUUUGGCAUUGCUCCUUCUUUGGAGAAACAAUAUAUGAAAGGAGUUAUUAAGACUAAAGCAGAUGAUUGUCAGUUUGUAAGUGUAGCUCAACAGGAUUAUUGCCGAAUUCUGAACCAAGUAGAGAAAAAUACUCACAAGGUGGAGGAGGAAGGAGAGAUAGUAAUGGUGAAAGAGCACAGAGAGCUGGAUCGUACUGGAACCAGGAAAGGACACAUAGUUAUAAAGGGAACACCAGAUAGACUUAUUCGACACUUAGUUGAAGAACAUUCCAUUGUAGAUCCCACGUACAUAGAGGAUUUCCUGUUGACAUGCAGAACGUUUCUGUCAAGUCCCAUGGAAGUUGGAGAGAGAUUACUCGAAUGGUUUAAUGUUGAUAGCCUUAGGGAUAAGGUCACACGAGUUGUGCUGUUAUGGGUGAAUAAUCAUUUCAAUGAUUUUGAAGGAGAUCCUGCCAUGACCAAUUUUUUAGAAGAAUUUGAAAACAAGUUAGAAACAGCGAAAAUGAAAGGACAUCUCAGAUUGCUGAAUAUUGCUUGUGCUGCUAAGGCCAAAUGGAGGCAGAUAACUUUGCUAAAACCUUCCAGGGAGUCCCCAUUAUACUUUAAUCUACUUGGUGGCAGCGAGAGAGGAUUCGGCAUCUUUGUGGAAAGCGUAGAGCCUGGUAGUAAAGCUGCUGAGGCUGGACUUAAACGAGGUGACCAGAUUAUGGAAGUCAAUGGACAGAACUUUGAAAAUAUCCAAUACACAAAAGCUCAAGAAAUUCUGAGAAAUAACACUCAUCUGUCCAUCACAGUAAAAACCAACAUAUUUGUUUUUAAGGAACUCUUAAGCAGGUUGAUGCAGGAGAAAAAGAAUGGAGUUCCUCACAUUCCUAAAAUUGCUGAGAAAAAGGGGAAUCGUUACUCACAUCCAGAUUUGCACAGAGAUUUAGAACAGAUGUUCCCUUCAGAUAAAAGUAACAAGAAGAUGAAAGCCAACACAGUGUCAGGCAGUCGAAACAAAAUCAGAAAAAUACUUGACAAGACACGCUUCAGCAUCUUGCCACCAAAGCCAUUCAGUGAUGCUGGAGUGAGCCAAUCUCAGGAUGAUAGCAUCGUUGGAACAAGGCAGUUCAGGCAUAGUGUUGCUAUAAUGCCAUUCCCUGGAACUCUUUCUUCUAGCAGCCCUGACCUGUUGCAGCCUGCUACUAGUAUACUUGAUUUUGCAAAUCCUGCAGAUGUACCUGAUCAAGUCAUCCGAGUUUUUAAGGCUGAUCAACAAAGUUGCUAUAUUAUCAUAAGCAAAGAUACCACAGCAAAAGAAGUUGUUGUCCAUGCUGUACAUGAAUUUGGCCUGACUGCACCUUCCGAAACCUAUUCUCUCUGUGAAGUUUCUAUAAGCUGUGAAGGUGUAAUCAAGCAAAGAAGACUUCCUGAUCAGUUGUCUAAACUUGCUGACAGGAUCCAGCUGAAUGGCAGGUACUAUCUGAAAAAUAACAUGGAAACAGAGACUCUUUGCUCAGAUGAAGAUGCCCAGGAAUUACUAAGAGAAAGUCAAAUCUCUCUGCUGCAACUUAGCACCAUUGAAGUAGCUACUCAGUUGUCAAUGAGAGACUUUGAAUUGUUCCGGAACAUUGAGCCCACUGAGUAUAUUGAUGACCUCUUUAAAAGGGAGUCAAAAACUGGAAACAUACAUCUCAAGCAGUUUGAGGAUGUUAUCAAUCAGGAAACCUUCUGGGUUGCUACUGAGAUUUUGAAGGAAACUGUGCAGUGGAAAAGAAUGAAGAUAAUGAAACAUUUCAUUAAAAUUGCCUUACACUGCAGAGAGUGCAAGAACUUUAACUCCAUGUUUGCUAUUAUCAGUGGGUUAAAUCUUGCACCAGUUGCACGUCUUAGAGGCACUUGGGAAAAGCUUCCAAGCAAGUAUGAAAAGCUGCUACGAGACCUUCAAGAUCUCUUUGAUCCCUCCAGAAACAUGGCAAAAUACAGAAAUGUUCUCAGCAGUCAGAGUCUGCAGCCACCCAUCAUUCCACUGUUCCCCGUAGUCAAAAAAGAUCUCACUUUUCUGCACGAAGGAAAUGACUCCAAAGUGGAAGGUUUGGCAAAUUUUGAGAAGCUGCGGAUGAUCGCCAAGGAGAUUCGCCAUGUUGUCCGCAUGACUUCAGUUAACAUGGAUCCUGCUGUAAUGUUCAGGAAUAGGAAGAAGAGAUGGAGGAGUUUGGGGUCAUUAAGUCAAGGCAGCACAAAUUCCAACGUGCUAGAUUCAGUCCAAGCCGGGGGUCAUAAGAAGCGAGUACGGCGAAGCUCCCUGCUCAAUGCCAAGAAGCUUUAUGAGGAUGCACAAAUGGCUCGAAAGGUUAAGCAGUAUCUCUCAAACCUAUAUGUGGAGACGAAUGAAGAAAACAUUCAAAUGAUGUCAUUGCAAUGUGAGCCUGCCUAUAGCACAUUAAGCAAGAACUUUGGUGAACGGCGGUCAUAUAAAAGCUCAGACAUGUCCCCAGUAAUUACAAGGUCAUCUGGUCAGCAGGGAAAGCACCAAGUACAGCAGCGAAUGAGCCAGACCCUGCAAUUGCCAGCAGUACCUUCAAGCAACUCUCGCAAAAAAGUACCAACUCCAUCAUUCGGUACCAAUUCACCACAGUCCUUGAAGAAGACUUCAGUAGUGUCUGAGGAAGUACUAGCAGACAGAAGCAAGAAGAAUACUGAUGACACUAUGUCAACAGCAUCCUCACAACUGUCUUCUCCUCCUGUAUCUCCUCAAAAUCCCUCACGCAAAGGUGGUAUUCCAUUGUGGUCACAAUAUUCAAGUCCACCAAAAGUAUCUACUUGUUCUUCUUCUCUUGCUAGUGAGGUCAGGCACAGGAGCACUGUGGCACAUACCUAUGGCAUAGGUGUCCUGGCUCCAAUCACAAGAAUUGACAAUUUCUCCGACUCAAGUCACAGUGAAAUCUCAUCACGCUCCAGCAUUGUCAGCAAUUGCUCUGUUGAUUCCAUGUGCAUUGCUAUGCAGGAUGAGAGAUGUUUGUCGCAGUCAAUCAGUGUCCCAGAUGCAACAGAACCAGCUGGAGGGAGAAACGUACAACAGGCAAACAAAUCUGCACAACCCAACGCAAGUUCUUCUGUAAUUUUAAGUACUGAAAAGCGAGGGUGCCUGGUUAUGGAAACAGCAGUCACAUCUUCAAGUAAUGAAGAGUUGGCCCGCGAACACUAUGAUCACAUCUCAAUUGAUGCAGCGGACAGUGGCCGUGGAAGCUGGACUUCAUGCUCCAGCAACUCCCAUGACAACAUCCAGACAAUUCAAACUCAGAAAAACUGGGACCUACUAAAUGCUUCUAAAUAUACUCAUACUUUAGAUGGACCAGUUGCAGAAAUUGAACUGACAGAAUCUUGGACCACAGGCUGUCACUUAUACUCUGGAGACCUGACUAAAAGCCCUAGUCCGAUUCAGUCUAAAGACAGCAUUGAAUGUGUUCAUUCCAGGGAAAGCUGGAUGCCUUCAACAUAUUCCCACUUGGACAAGUUUGAAAGAGACUGUGGAACCGUAAACCGAGUAGGAUUGCCUGAGACUACAGCUGAAGCACCUGGUCGCAGUGAGAAUGUUUCAAAUUCUAAACCAAACAUUGACCCCUCUUGCAAAGCUGUCACUUCAAGCACAGAUAAGGGUCUCAUAGUGUAUUGUGUUACUGCAGCACAAAGGGAUGGUAGGUAUAGAGAGCCACCACCCACUCCUCCAGGCUACGUGGGAAUUCCGAUAGCACAGAUGAAGGAAGGAGGACAUCACCAUCCACACUUAAAACCUCCAGAUUACAGCGUUGCACUGAAAAGGUCACGGAUGGUAACUCAAAAUACUGACCCAUGUAGACUGAUGCAGACUCCCAUUGCUUGUCAGCCGACGUCAAGCAACCAACCUAAAGUUCUGGGAAUACCUCAGUGGCAUAAACUGCCUGAGUCUGACUCUGCACAGCUUAACCACCAGAAUUUUCAAGGUGAUGAAGAUGAUGAGGACGAGCUAGUUUCUGCAGUUUGAUGCUUGGAUAAUUUUGGGUUCUCAUUGCAACAGUGAAGCACUGGAGCUACAAGGACCACAGUACGUUAUGUUCUCAGAAUGCAGGCAGCUGCUUUUCUUGUGUUUUCUGCCUUAAAGUACAUCAUCUUUGCAUCAUGUUCUGCAUGUGGCAAAAUCAUGAAGGCCUAUCCAUUUUGUCUUUGAGUGAGAAGUAAUUCAAUCAAAUACAGUUUAGUUUUCCAUGUUGGUAAAGCUGCAUACACUCCUGUUAUCUGAACUACAGUAUUUGGUCAUCUUAAUCAUGCCAAAUGCUUUUUAAUUUUGGGAGUCUUAGUUAUUAGAUGUUAGGCCUUAAUGUAGUUUAAAUUAAUGAAUUGAAUUGUAUUGUAAUUUAAUCUCCUGUGCAUAAUUGGACUAUGAGCAUAAAUAGUGUACAAAUAACUAGACUCAUCAGAGGAAACUGAUCAUAAAUUGUUUUACCAUACAUCGGUGAUGAUCAACUAAGGGCUGUAAAUUAUAGCUUGUUACUGACCUGAGAUUUGUAUGACAUACAGGGUAUUCCAUUUUCCUUUGGUCCUUAUUCCAUAUUGUGUUUAUUUCAUAGUUCAGUAAUGUACAUCACAAUACAAAUUACAUCUAUUCAGGUUUAAUGGGAGCUCUGUUGUCUCAGGAUUGCAGUUAGGUUUUCAACAUUGGGAAUUGUACUCAUAAUGCUUUGUGUGGUCAAGCAUGGAAUAGAUUGUGUGGCAUCAACUCUGUUAUAAACUAAUAUGCUGUGUUUGCACAAAUGACAGGAAUCAGGAUUAUACAGCUAAGGCCAUAUGUUGAGGGUUUGUUUAUAAAUAGCUUAUGGGGAAGCAAAUCAGAUAAAUGGUUUCUGAAUCAAAGCUGUGCUGCAGGUAUGCUGAUCAGUAAAAACAUGUUGCUCAGUUGCUUAAAAUUCAAUCUAAAUAUGCCACAAUUUGUUUGUGCUAUUCAGCAAGCAAAAAACUAAGUUUUAUUUUUUUGGAAUUUAGUAGACAAUUUUGUCUCAUUAAUUUUUAAUUAUUAUGUCUUUUUUCCUUGCUUCCAAAAACUUAACUGAAGAGUAGUUAGAGAUUAUCCAACACCAAAAUUACUCUUUAAAUCUUGAAAAUCUAGCAGCCUAUAAUUAGUUAUUUGUUGGUCUAGUUAUUUGUAUGUGUAUAUGAUCAUGUAUGAGACUGGAAAAACUAUUUUCAUCAAGACUAACCUCUAAACAAAAUCUUAGUUUCUUACAUUGGCUUGUAGUUGUGUAAUGAUAUUACUUGACUUUUUUUUAAUCAUUCACUGUGGCAUUGUCUUUGCACCUUAACUGGUGAGGAAAGUUUACAAGGUAAGCAAGAAACAAGGUAAAGUUAUUGUUUUUGUUUCAGAAUUAAUUUUAGUUUUCCAGAUUGUGAUUGGCCAUUAUUAUGGUCAGGAAUCUUGGGCAUGAUCCCUUGUGCCUUUAUUUAGUUGUAGGGGCAGCAAGGUAUUUUAAAAUAAGUGGUAAAUUGAAACAAGUACAGUAUUAUGAUUGCCAGAAGCGUCCUUCUUGAGGACUAAAACACCUCCUGCCCCUUAAAUGUAAAUAAAAGGAAAUAUAGAAGAGAUAAAUGAGGAAAAGCAAAUCUUGAUUAAUUUUCUUUAUAUCCAGUUUACAGUGUGACAUGCACAUGCUUGUCCUACUGCGACUGAUUAAAAAAAUUAACUGAUCAUAUUGAUCAGUUUGUUCAACAAUUUGUGUAGUAUUCAUAGUAGCAAAUCUUUUCUGUGCUUUAUUUAAAUUUAAUUUAAAAUUAUUCAGUGUUAGGUGAUUGUUUGCAAUUUUUCCCUACAAUGUCAUUUGUUAAUGGUAAUUUGGGCUUUAUUUUUGAUAUACAUAUAUAUAUAUAUAUAUAAAAAAAACUGGAGUGCACUUCAUGGACUAUGUAUUCUUAUCAAAAUGGGCGUUAAGCGUAUUGAAUAAGCUGCACAAUCAUUGUAAACAUACAGGUAUUAGAGAAAUAUUCUGUAAUGUCCAUUCACAAAGAAGAAAUAUAAUUGUAAAGAGUAUGUAAUAUUAACUAAUGUUUUCUCCUACUUUUGAUACUACUUGUAACUUAUGUCUUUUAGAAAGACAGUUUGUGUCUGUAUGCUUUUUUAUACUUUUAUCAGUGUACAUAUGUUAUAUUUUUGUUGAACAAAUGUUAUAAAAUGUAUUGUUUAUUUCUUGAGAUUUCAUUAAAGUGAACGAGUAAACCAAUAAAGAGCAGUGAUGUAUGAUCGUA